AUGUCUAGCAUGAUUUGUUCCAAGAAGCUCUCCAAGAUGGAAAGGAAGUGGCAAAAUUUUGCUGCCAUCAAAAGGAAGCGAAUUUCUCUGCCUAGAAUUGAAGUCUGUGAUGGUUGUACGGCAUCUUUGCCUACUCAUAAGGGCCAUUUUGUUGUCUACACUUCUGAUCAGAAACGCUUUGUGAUUCCCUUGGAAUAUCUUAAUAACAAGAUUUUCAGAGAACUAUUAAAACUUUCUCAAGAGGAGUUUGGAUUGCAGAUUGAUGGGCCUAUCAUAGUGCCAUGUGAUGCCUCCUUUAUGGAGUACAUAGUUAUGUUAAUUGAACGUGGUGCAGAGAAAGAUCUAGAAAUCACUUUGCUGAUGUCUUUUGUUACUGCUUGCUGCAUAUCACCAUCUCUUUUCUACCAGGAGCAUUCAAACCAGCAAGCACUUGUUUGGGGUUACUGA
Pistacia vera is the source of this 447-nucleotide messenger RNA. RefSeq names its product auxin-responsive protein SAUR64-like. The record is from RefSeq and is a predicted model, not a curated record. The coding region runs from base 1 to 447 and encodes 148 amino acids. Lineage: Eukaryota; Viridiplantae; Streptophyta; Magnoliopsida; Sapindales; Anacardiaceae. Gene Ontology annotation, biological process: response to auxin. The transcript has a single exon.